This is a messenger RNA of Aspergillus fijiensis CBS 313.89, 1596 nucleotides long. Its product is annotated as putative MFS transporter. Gene Ontology annotation, biological process: transmembrane transport. Lineage: Eukaryota; Fungi; Ascomycota; Eurotiomycetes; Eurotiales; Aspergillaceae. Gene Ontology annotation, molecular function: transmembrane transporter activity. The record is from RefSeq and is a predicted model, not a curated record. Gene Ontology annotation, cellular component: membrane. The coding region runs from base 1 to 1596 and encodes 531 amino acids. The transcript is spliced from 5 exons.
AUGGCGGCGCACAACAAUGAUGAAAUCUCCCCGAUCGAGCCUCCGACAUACACGGCAAGCUCCAAUGCUGUUCAGUUCCUGGCCAACCGGGCCGCGGAGGAGGUCGAAUUCACUCCUGAGGAGGAAAAGGCAGUGGUGCGGCGGAUUGACAAGCGGGUGCUGGUGAUCAUCCUGUGGGCGUAUUUCUUCCAGCAGCUGGACAAGAGCUCCCUGAGUUACGUCUCCAUCUUCGGCCUCACGACCGACGCCCACCUGCACGGCCGGCAGUACUCCUGGCUGGGGUCGAUCCUGUAUCUAGCGGAGCUGGUAAUGCAGCCGCUCGCGGCGCUGGCCCUGGUCAAGCUUCCAACGGGGAAGGUACUAGCCGCGGCGAUCUUCUUCUGGGGGUCCGCGCUGUCCAUCAUGUCGGCAUGCACCGACUUCAAGUCGCUGCUGGGGAUGCGAUUUGUGCUGGGCGCCUUUGAGGCGCUCAUCGCCCCCUCCUGCGUGGCGAUCACCCAGAUGUGGUGGCGGCGGCGCGAGCAGACGCUGCGCACCAGCUACUGGAACGCGAUGAACGGCGUCACCUCGAUCGUGGGCAGCCUCCUCACCUACGGGCUUGGCCACAUCCAGCACGGCUCCAUGUAUCGCUACCAGACCAUCUUCCUCUUCUGCGGCCUGCUGACCGUCGCCUACUCCGCCGUGGUCCUCUGGCUGAUGCCCGACUCCCCCAUGGAGGCCAAGUAUCUCACCAUGCGGGAACGGAUCAUCGCCACGGAGCGGCUGCGCGCCAACCAGAUGGGGAUCGCGACACGACAGUGGCGCUGGGAGCACGUGUGGGAGACGGCCCUGGACCUGAAGACAUGGGGCUGGUUCCUCGCCAUCAUCACCAUCUCCAUCGCCAGCGGCGGCAUCGGGACCUUCGGCUCCCUGAUCGUCAGCUCCUUCGGCUUCGGCAGCUUCGAGACCAUCCUCUUCAACAUCCCCUUCGGAGUCAUCCAGGUGCUCUCGAUCCUGGGCACGGGCUGGGUGGCCACGCGGAUCCGGUCCAAGGGUUGGACCAUCGCCGGCAUCAGCGUCCUGCCCACCGUGGGCACGGUCCUGAUGCUCACCGUGCCGCGCGAGCAGAAAGGCGUGCUGCUGUUCGGAUACUACCUGGUCUCCACCCUAGCAGCCAUCACCCCGCUCAUCUACGCGUGGCAGGCCCAGAAUACCGGCGGGGACACCAAGAAGAAGUGCACCUCGGGCGUGGUGUUCGUGGGCAUGUGCGCCGGCAACGUCAUCGGCCCGCUGCUGUACUCGACCAACGAGGCCCCGCUGUACCGCACCGGUCUCAUCGCCAACCUGGUCAUGUUCGUGACCGUGGGCGUGGUGUCUGCCUUGAUCCCCUUCUACCUCAUGUACCUCAAUAAGCAACACGCGAGCAAGCGUCGUGAGCUCGGCAAGGGAGACCCGGUCCCCGACGGGGCCGCCGCCGCCCCCGCGCACGAGGAGCAGCUCAAGGGCGACGCCGUCCAGCUCGAGCAGGUCCACGACUACCGCCAGGAAAUCGACCAGGAUAACGGUUUGCAUGACGUGACGGAUCGGAUGAAUGAGGAUUUUGUCUACGUGUACUGA